This is a messenger RNA of Styela clava, 4840 nucleotides long. RefSeq lists its product as uncharacterized. Lineage: Eukaryota; Metazoa; Chordata; Ascidiacea; Stolidobranchia; Styelidae. Gene Ontology annotation, biological process: protein phosphorylation; positive regulation of transcription elongation by RNA polymerase II. The record is from RefSeq and is a predicted model, not a curated record. Gene Ontology annotation, molecular function: RNA polymerase II CTD heptapeptide repeat kinase activity; cyclin binding; ATP binding. Gene Ontology annotation, cellular component: cyclin/CDK positive transcription elongation factor complex; nucleus.
CUCUAAAUGUAAUUUACUUGUAAAUGAUUGGUAACUAGAUAUGUCUCGAGUUUACCCAAAUCAAAUGUCACCGUGCCUUUUUGUUGAGGGUGAAAUUCGCAAAAAUGCCCUCGAGUAGAAGUGUUAAUUCGAGACAAAAAUCUGAUCGAUCCGAUCGCCAGAGCAAGCGUGAUUCAAAAAUCGUCGCUACUACUCCUUUGCAAAAGCCGUUGGUUGCUUAUGAAGAUAAUACUAGUGAAUCUGGACCUGACUCUGUAGCGUCUAUUUCACCAAGAAAAAAAAGUUUCAGUCGAAGGGAUUCAAGUUUUGAAGAACUGAAAUCUAGCGGUUCUCGUUCAAAUAAUAGAUCUAGAGAAAGACGUGAUAAGAAAGAGUCAAAGAACAUAGAAGGAAAUUCCUCUCGUAAUUCGGAAAGAGACAAAUCAAAAUCCUCAAAUUAUAAAAGGGACAGUUCACGCCAAGUUGUCAUAAAAAAGAAAAGUGGAAAUUCUGAUUCCAUUGUGCAUCGAGAUAGAUCUGGUGAUAAUUCAAAACAAAAAAGGGAAACCUCGCAUGCGGAAAAAGACUCGUUUCAUGGUGAAAGCAACAAAAAGUCCAGGAGAUACACUCCAGAAAAGAGUGAACGCAGAAGAAAAGAAUCACCUGCCAGCACAAGAAAAAACGAUAGCAAAUCAUCAUCUAGAAAGGAAAAGAAACAUAAUUCCAAAACGACUGAAACUUCCUCUUCGGAACGAAGCAGUGACGAUAGAAAAAUGAACACAUCAACUCAUGCUAGUGGAAUUCCGCCACACCCAAAUUAUGAUCCAAGACCAUUUGAAGAUGGCAGAGGACCGCCACGUAGUCCAGGUGAAUACAUGGUGCCACCUGGUCGACGUUUUCGAGGAUCUCCACCACGUGGCCCACAUGGAAGAGAAGACCCGUAUUGGAACAACAGAUAUCAUUCACCCACCCAUCCACCAGGCCCCGGUCCCCCGUUUCCACCCAGGCGAAGAUCACCUGGUUAUCCUAUAGAUCGAAGGGAUUUUCCUGUAGAUCACAGAGGGCCUUCUGUGCCCAUAAUUCGGCGGUCACUGACCCCGCCCGAAAUACGUGGACGGUUUCCAUCGCACUUUCCAGGCGCUCCUCCGCCACAUGAAUUUUUUCACGAACCAAGGCGAUAUGAUGAACAUCAUCCUAGAAGUCCGCCAUUUUAUGGUAGAGAAGGGCGUCCGUUUGAUCGCAGUCCUGGAUUCAGAGAAUCAAGUAAUGGAAGGGAUCGUCCUUCAUCACCAUCUCUACAUCAUUCUGAAGUUCAUCCUUCAUCUGCAGAUUUAAUAGGAUCCAAAUCAGGAGGAAGCCUUGCAGCAGAAAGUUCCAGUCAGCGUCAAAAUUCUCGAAGUCCAUCCACAUCUCGCAGUCGAAGUCGAAGCAAACAUAAACACAGGAAAAAACAUAAAAGAAACAGGAAACAUAGAAAAGAUAGUAAAAGUCGACGCCGAAGACAUCAUAAAAGAUCGAGAUCUUCAAAGAAGAGAGAAUCUGGAUCUGCAUCAGAAUCAGAGAGUGAAUCAAGCGAAAGUGAUUCUGAUAAUAAUAAUGCUGGACAUAAGGAUUCUUCUAAAUCGAAGCGAAGUUCUGAUUCGAAAAAGAAAACAAGUUCAAAUCCCCAAAUGACAGUAGAAAGCCUCGCAGAACAGUUGAGUGUGCGCCGUAAGAAAAUGCGAGAAGAAGAAUUAGCCGCUUCAGCUGCGGAGUCGACUCCUCUUGCUUCUUUCAUUUCUUCAGCUGAUGAAGAUCGAGGAUCAAAAAGAAAAUCUCAUAAACAUUCCAGUAAACGAAGAAAAAAGAAAAAAAGAAAGAAAGGAAAAUCUGAGAAAAAUCAAAGUUCAGGUGAAGCCAGCAGUGCAGAAGGACCAACAUUCAAUGAAGUUCCUAAUUCUCUUGAUCGUGACGAUCGAAUCCACGACCAGAUGUUGGCAAGUAUGCAACAACCAACCAGGCCAAAUGCAAUAAAUCGUGAUGUUCUUGUUACUGUGACAGCGAACCCCACAAUCCCGGAAUAUAACACUCAAAUAACUCUAAGCAAUGACCAGCAGUUUGCUGAUGAACAACUCGAACGGAGAAUGGAACCUAUGAUGUCGUCGUCGAAAGAAUUAAUUACUGUUCAUACUUCUAACAGAGAAUCAUACAAUCAAAAUCAUCAACUCAGAAGUCCUCCAAAUCCAUCAGAUAUUAAAUUGGAAGAUCACAGUAUUAUAAGCACCGAUCAUCCACCUGCAUCAAACGACUCAACGUUGGAACGUAAAAAAAUAGAUAUCAAACAAGAAUCUAUUAGUAGCCCCCGAAUGAAAAAAACGGAACCACCACCGAAAGCAGUAAAACGCUCGCUACAAGAUCUUCCUCUCCCUCCUGUGUUACCUAGUGAUGAAGAUAGUCGAGAUAUGGAAGAUCCAACUAAAACUCCACCUCAGCCUGAAAAAGAACAACCUAGAAGAAAAAGGCCAAGGACCUGCGGACCUAGGUUUGGCGAAGUUGGUGCUACCGAUGAUGACUGGGGCACGAGAUGCGUUGACGAAUACGAAGUAUUAUCUAUUACUGGUGAAGGAACCUUCGGUCAAGUUUAUAAAGCACAAGAUAAGAAAUCGAAGGCAGUUUGCGCAUUGAAGAAGGUACGUCUUGAUAAUGAACGAGAAGGUUUUCCUAUAACAGCAGUCAGGGAAAUCAAAAUAUUACGACAGUUAUUACAUCCAAACAUUGUGUAUCUCAAGGACGUACUAACAGAUAAGAGUGAUGCUACCGAUUUUCGCAAAGAUAAAGGAGCUUUUUAUCUUGUAUUCGAAUACAUGGAUCACGAUUUAAUGGGAUUACUGGAGUCUGGACUCGUACAUUUUAAUGAAAAUCACGUCAAAUCAUUUAUGAGACAAUUAUUGGAUGGUCUCAAUCACUGUCAUAAAAAAGGAUUUCUACAUAGGGACAUUAAGUGCUCUAACAUUUUAUUAAAUAACAAAGGAGAAAUUAAAUUAGCGGAUUUUGGAUUAGCGAGAUUUUAUGAUACAGAGGAACCGCGACCAUAUACUAAUCGUGUUAUAACGCUAUGGUAUCGACCUCCUGAAUUAUUAUUGGGUGAGGAGACAUAUACACCAGCAAUUGACAUUUGGAGCUGCGGAUGUAUUCUGGGCGAACUUUUCACUAAGAAGCCUCUAUUUCAAGCCGACAGAGAAAUAACGCAAUUAGAGAGCAUUAGCAGAGUAUGUGGAAGUCCGUGCCCCGCUGUGUGGCCCGACGUUAUUAAACUGCCUCAUUUUCACACAAUGAAACCAAAACGACAGUACCGACGUAGAUUAAGAGAAGAAUUUGCAUUUUUGCCAACUCUCGCUCUUGAUUUGUUCGACCAAAUGUUAAUGCUUGAUCCAGCGAAACGCUUCUCUGCAGAAGAGGCAAUCAACUGUCCUUGGUUGCGGAAUGUUGAUCCCACUAGUAUGACUAUGCCAGAUUUUCCAAAAUGGCAAGAUUGUCAUGAAAUGUGGAGUAAGAAGCGACGAAAGGAAAUGCGAGAAAACGAGCGACUUAUGGCUGAAGGAAAAGCUCCUAUACAUCUUAUACCCACUGGUCCAAACUCGAAAUCAAAUAGUGAAAGUCGAUCAAAAGACACAGAUUUAAGAGACUUGGGAUCACGAGAAACUAAAGAGGUGCCAAAACCCAACGAAUUGGGAGCUUUAAUGAAACUGCAACAAGAACAUCCAAACAUGAAUCUGGCACAAUUAGCAGAAGCACUCAACAUGCCGUUAGAUCCGGAGAGUAUGAAAUUCCUUGGUACUCUAAAUCCACAAGCCCUUUAUUCAGCAUUGAUGAAAAAUAAAGACUCAAAGGAACAUAGCUCGCUAAACGAUCUUGGUGCUCUGUUUUCACAAAUGCAAAAAUCACUUCAGCAAUCAGCAAAUGAUUCAAGCAAAGCUUCUGGUACAUCGAAAGAAAAGCUUGCACCUAAAGUUAAUGUUGCACCAAUUCCAAGCAGGCCUGGUCUAAAAGGACCAACAGGAGCUCACCUCACAGAAUUUACAGUAAAAGGUACAUCGAGCAGAAAUGGAUCUGGCGCACCCAGUCAUGCAGAAAGGACUUUAAAGCGAACUACACCAAACAGUUCAGCACGUCCAUCUGAAGAUGUCGACUAUCGGUAUGGAGCAUAUUCACAGAAGGAAUCCACAGACUUUAAAGCUGCGAAUAAAAAUGCUGAUACCGGUGGGGAUCGUAUUCCGAAGAACAUUGAUAAUCAUGACGUGUCAAGGUCAGGGCCACAUAAGAACGAUGAUGACGUCAAAAAAAGUUUAGCAAAACUGCUGACACAGCAACUCGUCGACUCACAGUUGGGUCGAAAUACUUCAAGAUCAGAAGCAGCGCAACUGGCUGAAGCAGCUGGUAUUAAAUUAGAAGACCUCAGUGGACUUAUUCAAUCCUCGGAGUCGACGAGUGCGAGUAAAGGAGACGUAGACAUGAGAAAGAAACCUGAUCGGUGAUGCACUCUUUAUAUAAUUGUCUCUCCGAGGCUGGAAUUAAAAAUAUCCGUAUACAAUGUAAACACUGAACUGUUCCCAGGUCAGAUUUGGAGGGCACGGCACGUUUUGUCAGCGUUGCUGUAGCCAACUUCGCUAAGUUCAUAAUUGUGGAUAGAUUCGUCACGAAAGUUGCAUAAAAUGCAUAUAUCUAUCUGCUAUGUAGAAAUUUACAAUUAUUCUCUGAUUGGGUUUAAUGGAACAUAUCGACGAGUUCACAACCUCUUUGUUCACAUUUUUUUACUUCGUUUAAAUCAUUCUGCCUUAUGUCCAGCUUUUGUGCGAUCAAUAAAUGAUAAAUUUGUCCGUGA